Molecule: messenger RNA, 2113 nt
Organism: Drosophila sechellia
Lineage: Eukaryota; Metazoa; Arthropoda; Insecta; Diptera; Drosophilidae
Exons: 2
Coding region: 786-2027 (413 amino acids)
Source: RefSeq, a predicted model, not a curated record
UAGUUACUAAGUGAGUCUGGACAAUGUAAGACGUAAGCUCUGCGAUAAAUAUCAUCUAAUGUAGAGACGUGCGGAAAUGGCCUAUUAAAAUGUCUUACAUAAGUCAAUGAAUUCUGUCGAUUGCUAAAUUAUGAUAAUGAAUGGGCUUACGUGUGAUAAGGCGAGCGCAAAAAUUAAAACGGAAUAAAAAGAUGAUCCCUAAUCUCUUGAUUUUCUUUGCCUCAAGCCUCAAGUGAAGUGGGAACUUUCCUGGGAUUUGGAGUAUCUUAAUGAUGCGAAUGCUGGGCGUCUGUUCCCCGUACAUAAAUCCUGAGAUACUAUAUCUUCACCAGGCGCAGUGUUGAGCAAUGGCACGAUUCUUGGCACACGAUACACAUAUUUGAGACCUGUUGCCAAACGGAGGUAAUCCCCAAGGUAAACAUCCCAGGCUUGUUUGGCCAUAAAAGCCCAGAGCGUCAACCAAAGCCAGAAGAAGUGGGAUGCAGAUAGGAGCAGUGCCAAAUACACUUGGAGAAAAAAUAAAAUACGUGGAGAAAAAGCUUACACUUAAUCAUAGUAAUUAAGCACAAACUAUCAACUUCCAAAGAUAUAUUGAUGUUUAAACUGUGCUAAAGACAUGUUUAUUAGAAGAAUUUCUCCAAGUGCAGCAAAAGAUCACACACAUGGGCUAAGUUAAAUGCACUGUGACAAGUGUGCGUCAUUAGGGGGUACUAUAUAAGCAGUCAGUCUAAGGUCGGUCAUCGGUUCAGUCGGUUCAGUCGGAAAAAUUGAAGCAACUACACGAGAUGGCAGCGGCACCCGAGUGGCUUACCCACAGCUACAUCGAGCAUGCACUUCGCUGCCACUACAAGGAUGAAGGACUAACCAUAACUCACCUGCAGAUUAAUCCCGCCCUGGGACCUGGUGAAAACUACGGCGGAGUUCUGACCCGUGCUCGAGUGGAGUUCACACUGUCCAACCAGGAGAAAAAUGUGCAGAACCUGAUUGUAAAGACGGAAAUCGAUGAUGAUGAGCUGACCCAGGAACUGAUGGCCCCAUAUGACAUUUACAACCGCGAGAUGACCAUCUACCAGGAAGUGCUGCCCAAAUGCAGAGAGCUCCUUAAUGAAAUCGGAGAUACUGAAAGAAUAUUUCCCACUGCCAUCUAUGUGGAUCGCGAGCGUAUGGCCAUUAUCUUCGAAGAUCUUUCCGUGGUGGGUUACGUCAUGGCCGAUCGAGUGCGUCGCCUUAAUGAGGAGCACACCCACCUCAUCCUGCGCAAGUUGGCCAAAUUUCAUGCCGCCACAGCGGUCUUAAACGAGCGGCAAAAUGGAUGCCUCGAAAGCUACGAUCGUGGUUUCUUUAAUCGCUAUACAAACGCCUACAGUGGCUACUUUGUGGGUGGUCUGCUGGCCGCCGCUCGCUGGAUGAGCAAGGUGCCCACGUUGGCCCACUACGGAGAGAAGCUAUUCGCUUUGGCUCCACACUACAUGGACAUCGGCAGGGCGUGCUUUGCACCCACUCCGGGUCAAGUGAAUGUUCUGGCCCAUGGCGAUGUGUGGACCAACAAUGUGAUGUUCAAGUACGAUCCGAGUACGGGACGACCCGUCGACGUGCUGCUCAUUGACUUCCAGUACUCCUUCUGGGGUUCCCCAUGCAUCGAUCUCCAUCACCUGUUCAAUACUUCUCUGAAGGAGCCACUGCGUAGAGAUCAGCAGAAUGGGCUCUUCCAGUUCUACCACAAGAUAUUCACUGAGACGUUAGAAAAGCUGAACUAUCGUCAAAAUCAGAUUCCCAGCUUGCAUCAAUUUAAGCUGGAGGUGGAGCAAAAGAGAUUCUUUGCUUUGCAUUCUACGGUAGUGGUGCAGCCAGUUAUGAUCAGCCAGGAUCCCACGGAUGCCUGUUUCAAUGCCUUGAUGAACGACGAUGAGCGUGGCAUUCGGUUUAAGAACCGAUUAUAUAACAACCCUACAGUUCAACAAAAUUUACAUUCCCUGGUUCCCUUCUUCGAUAGAAAGGGACUGCUGGAAGUUAACCAGACCUGUUAAGUGAUUAUUAGGAUAUGUUUUAUUGGGCUUCCACGUUUUAUGUCUAUAAGGUUUAAUAAUAAUAAACAAUCUCAUUUUAAAUUAAA